AUGUCGAAUAUCCUGCCAGGCUCAGUCUCUUCUUUUCCCUCUGCUACGCCUGCGGAAUUGCCAUUACAACCGCAUGCUAACGAUACUGCUCGAUAUCUCUCUCAAGGGAUCGGCUCUGAUAAUGCGACGCCGGCCCCUGAGACGGCUGCCCCUGCGGUUGCGUCGACAUCCACACCGGACCAGGAGCUCAUUACAGUAGAUGGAGACGUGGAUCAGAACGACUGCCGGGCAUCGCGCGCUGCUCGUUCGAGGGUCGAGGCGGAUAUGGAUGAGGUUGUUUCCAGGGUGAAAAAACGUGCCUCGAUCAAUGCCCGGACGACGGAGGACGCGACGCUAAUGCUGCAGACGGCCGCCCGCGUUGCGGAACGUCUGGCUGCAGACCACGAUUCGGUGCUAUAUCCUGACGUGGAUGCGCCCUUCGCCGAUGCGGCGGAUGUCGUGAAGCGCUUGCUCCCGUACCACGUUUUUCAACAUCCCCAGGAAGACUUGGCUGGUCUCACGUCUCAGCGCGUCUUUCCCUCGCGCAAGGGGAAACGGAAGGCCACGGAGGAGGAUCUAUUGCGUGAAGACAUUGCUGGUGCGCCCACUUUUCCUCCAUCGUCUACGUAUGAGCGUUUACACUCGAUAAUUUCCAAUAUUAUAGAGACAAAGUUUGCGCUGGACUGUUGGCGACGGCGCAGGGCGCUCGAAGAACGCUUCAGGCGCGCCCGGACACAAUCGGGCAAGCGACCGUCCCCUGAUGAUCAAGCAUACAUUUUGGCGCAGGCCGUGUUGGAUGGCGAACGCACCGAGACGGCGAAUGCAACCACCGAGCUUCGUGCGGCACGUGCGGAGUUGGAUAAGCUGGAGCGCGAAAAGCGAGCGGCGGCGCAAGCAGCUAAUCCGCGACCAGCCUCCUAUUAUCGGACAGCAAACACGACCCCUGCAACGUACGCGACGCAGUAUCGAGGAUAUUCAUACCCAUAUGCGCAGGCAUACGGAGCGUCACACUACACCUUUAGUCCAGCAUUUCAAGCCGCGCCAACGACAUAUCCGGGCGUCCCGGCGAACCCAUAUGCUGGCGCGGCUUACGCACCUGCGGCGCAGACGGCGACGUCAUCGUAUUCUGUUGCUGACACUCGCGCGACAACUACGACAUCCGUCGCCGCGUCUACGCCGCCAGCGACUCGACCGGGGGCGGGAUCUGUAACAUCCGCUAUCCCGGUGCAGUUGCCCUUGACAUCCCUGGAAGCCCUGAAAUCCAUAAACUUGGAACCUGUGCCUGUGCAGUCGUUGCCGCCCCCUGGGCAGCCACAGCCGGCAGCGGUGCUCCGGUCACAGAACGGGACGAUGAUGUAUCUGGAAAUCAACGUCGGAUCUCUUCAGCCAUCGCAGAUGAGUGGGCUGGCGGUGAUUUUGAACGCGCUGACGUCAAGAGGGGCAAAGGGGAAUGCGGCCGGCGCCACUGGAGCGAGGAGUGGGACGCCUUCGGCAGCAGAGGUGUCGAAUUCAUCGCAGUCGCAGAGCGCACAGUGA
Molecule: messenger RNA, 1515 nt
Organism: Fibroporia radiculosa
Lineage: Eukaryota; Fungi; Basidiomycota; Agaricomycetes; Polyporales; Fibroporiaceae
Exons: 3
Coding region: 1-1515 (504 amino acids)
Source: RefSeq, a predicted model, not a curated record